Molecule: messenger RNA, 939 nt
Organism: Fusarium coffeatum
Lineage: Eukaryota; Fungi; Ascomycota; Sordariomycetes; Hypocreales; Nectriaceae
Exons: 3
Coding region: 1-939 (312 amino acids)
Cellular component (GO): cytoplasm
Molecular function (GO): oxidoreductase activity, acting on the CH-OH group of donors, NAD or NADP as acceptor
Source: RefSeq, a predicted model, not a curated record
AUGUCAUACUCAGUUAAGGGUCGUUUCGCCGUCGUUACCGGCGGUGGCUCGGGUAUUGGACAUGCCACCGUUAAAAUGUUGCUCGAAGCGGGCUGUUCCGUAGUCGUCGCCGAUCUUCGUCUCCGCCCUGAAGCUGAAGCAACGAUGUCUCAACACCCCCAUCCUUCAUCGGACCCUUCGAAACCAUCAGCUAUUUUCUGUCCAACAGAUAUCUCAGACUGGACCCAAAUCUCCUCCCUCUGGGCAACCGCCCUCGAAACCUUCCCUCGAAUUGACAUCGUGGUCAGCUGCGCAGGUGUCUACGAACCUCCAUCCAGCUCCUUCUGGAACCCACCCGGCAUAUCUCCCCUCGCAGAAGACCCCGAGGAUGCAAAAGUUGGCCAGUACAAGAGCUUUGCCAUCAACACCAUUGGGCCGAUAAGACUGUCCCAGAUUGCUAUUGAUUACUGGCAGCAGAAUCCAGAUGUACAAGGAAACCUGCUAUUUGUGGCUAGUAUGGGUGGCUAUAUGCAUUCUAUGCAAACGCCCUUGUACUUCGCUAGCAAAGCUGCGCUUGUUAGUAUGGUGAAGAGUUUGGGCGGAUUAAAAACGGCUCUGGGCAUUCGUAACGCGGCUGUUUGUCCUGGAGCAGUAUUCACACCCAUCUUUGAGCAGGACUAUUGCCGUGAUCGACUUCAACCGGGUGACAUAGCGUUGGAGCCAGAAGAUGUUGCUGAACUUGUGAUGCGAGUACUUCAAAAGCCACAGUACGGUAAUGGAAAUAUCAUGGAGAUCUUGAUGGUUGGGAGUAAGGAAGAGCAGUCGGUUAAUGUGCGCGAGAUAACACUUGAAGCGUUGUACCCUACUGUGAGUCCAUUAGGUGCGGGAACGAGAGCUAUGACUGAAGAGCUCAAAUUCUUUGAGAAAGUCAAGGAGAAAGGUAUGAGAUCUAACAGCUAG